Molecule: messenger RNA, 438 nt
Organism: Sphenostylis stenocarpa
Lineage: Eukaryota; Viridiplantae; Streptophyta; Magnoliopsida; Fabales; Fabaceae
Source: the annotation of a GenBank genome assembly
AUGGAGGUAUAUGGCAAAUCUAUGGUUGCAGCUCCUUCAAAUGUUAUUUAUCUGUCAAGUAUUUUGGGCCAAGAUGGUCCAGUUCCCGGUCACAGAUGCAACUCGAAAUGUGAAAAUGAACAUGUUUGUGGAAACAUGUAUCGCUGCAAGCUAACGGGGCUGACUCACAUUUGUGAUAAAAACUGUAACCAGAGAAUUCUGUAUGAUAACCAUAGCUCACUUUGCCUAGCAAGUGGUCAAAUAUUUCCCCUUACUCCAGCAGAGGAACAAGCAGUGAGAGGUGUUCGCAGAAAGUUUGAUGCGGAGAAUUCGCCCUCUGAGAGCUGUGGUUUUAAGCGUAGACGAGAUGCUCAAUUCCAUCCUUCUCCUUUCGAGAGAUCUUUCACUGCUGUCAGUCCUAUCUGCAGCCAAGUUGGAGAUGGCAUGGAUAUGAAUUAG